AUGCCCUUUGUGACCGAAACGGUGGGAGGCGGCUGGCACACCUCCGACAUCUUCAGCCGGCUCCUGAAGGAGCGCAUCAUCUGCCUCAACGGCGAAGUCGAAGAAGUCUCCUCUGCCUCGAUCGUCGCCCAGCUCCUCUUCCUCGAGGCCGAGAACCCCCAAAAGCCGAUCAACCUGUACAUCAACUCGCCCGGCGGCAGCGUCACCGCCGGGCUCGCCAUCUACGACACCAUGCAAUACAUCCAAAGCCCCGUUACGACCAUCUGCCUCGGGCAGGCAGCGUCGAUGGGCAGCUUGUUGCUCUGCGGCGGGGCGCCGGGGCGACGCUUCUGCCUGCCGCACGCGCGGAUCAUGGUGCACCAGGUCUCGGGCGGAUACUCCGGGCAGGCGUCGGACAUCGCGAUCCACGCGAGGGAGAUUCUGCGGAUCCGGGAGCAGCUGAACAUGAUCUAUCAGAAGCACCUCACCAAGAACCACACCCUCGAGGAGAUCGCGAAGGUCAUGGAGAGGGACACGUUCAUGGGUGCGGAGGAGGCGAUGGAGUGGGGCAUCAUCGACCAGGUCAUGGAUCGGAGACAGACUGGCGCUGCGAGCUCAUGA
Dissoconium aciculare CBS 342.82 is the source of this 600-nucleotide messenger RNA. RefSeq lists its product as uncharacterized. Gene Ontology annotation, biological process: protein quality control for misfolded or incompletely synthesized proteins. Gene Ontology annotation, cellular component: endopeptidase Clp complex. Gene Ontology annotation, molecular function: serine-type endopeptidase activity; ATPase binding; ATP-dependent peptidase activity. The record is from RefSeq and is a predicted model, not a curated record. The transcript has 3 exons. The coding region runs from base 1 to 600 and encodes 199 amino acids. Lineage: Eukaryota; Fungi; Ascomycota; Dothideomycetes; Mycosphaerellales; Dissoconiaceae.